AAAAAAAAAGAAAAAAAAAAAGACCAUCGAUCUCGUCGUGCCCGUCGAUGCCUUAUUCCAUUUUCCCGCGAUCGUUUCUCCCAUUUAAAUAUCCCCCACACUUCCCACCGCUUCUCCAUUCCACAACCUCCGCAUAGAAGCGAAGGGGACGAUUCCCCGAAGCUAGGGUUUCUUCCUUCUCCGAUUCCCACGUCUAGGGUUUCGAUUCAAGCUUCCUACCAUUCCUAUGGAGGCGGUGGUCGUCGAUGCCGGAUCCAAGCUCCUUAAAGCCGGGAUCGCCUCCCCCGAUCAGAAUCCCGCUCUGAUACUCCCGACGAAGAUGAAGCGGGUGUUGGAGGAGGGAGAGGCUGGGGAGGGGGAGGGUUCGGAGGUCGAGGAGGUGACUGUGGAUCCCGUAGUGAGGGGUUUUGUCAAGGAUUGGGACGCCAUGGAGGAUUUGCUCAAGCAUGUGUUGUAUACGCUGAUCGGAUGGGAGAUUGGGGAGGAGGGACAAAUCCUGUUCACCGAUCCUCUCUUCACCCCGAAGGCUCUCCGGGAGCAAUUGGUACAGCUAAUGUUCGAAACAUUUAAUGUUUCAGGCUUUUAUGCCUCUGAACAAGCUGUACUAUCACUUUAUGCUGUAGGACGCAUCUCAGGAUGCACAGUUGACAUUGGACAUGGGAAGAUAGAUAUUGCGCCAGUUUGUGAAGGUGCGGUUCACCAUAUAGCUUCAAAAAGGUUUGAAAUUGGGGGAAUUGAUUUGACAAAUUUAUUUGCACGAGAACUUCAAAAAUCCAAUCCGUUAGUUAACAUUGACAUUUCUGAGAUUGAGAAGUUGAAAGAGCAGUAUGCUUGCUGUGCUGAAGACCAAUCUACCUUUGACGAAACACAAAAUUCGUGUCAGACAGAGAAGCACACUCUCCCAGAUGGGCAGGUGAUAACAAUUAAAAGAGAGCGAUAUAUUGUUGGUGAAGCUCUCUUUCAGCCAUCUAUCUUGGGAUUAGAGGAGUAUGGACUUGUUGACCAGCUAGUCCGGAGCAUCUCAACCGUUUCAUCUGAGUACCAUCGACAGCUCUUUGAAAAUACUAUGCUCUGUGGUGGUACAGCAUCUAUGACUGGUUUUGAAGAGCGGUUCCAGAGAGAAGCAAAUCUAUGCACUUCGUCCAUCCGUCCGGCUCUUGUAAAGCCGCCGGAGUACAUGCCAGAGAACUUGGCGAAGAACUCUGCUUGGAUGGGUGGCGCAAUAUUGGCCAAAGUUGUUUUCCCUCAAAACCAGCAUGUGACGAAGGCAGAUUAUGAUGAGACUGGUCCGGCAAUCGUCCACAGAAAGUGCUUCUGAGAUUAGCUAAUCGUGGCAAUACUCUCUGGUAACUGUGUACAACACACCUUUUUCUGCUCGCUAACUUAUGAAGAAUUGCUUCCACUUUAAAUAUACAAUACUUACCAGAAUGCUCGUCAAACUGUUUUUUGUCUCUGUUUUCUCUACCAAUUCGCAUUUUAUGCUUGUAGAUUCUUACUCUCAAGAAUUUGAUUUACAUCAGGUUUAUUUGCUAUUCA
Messenger RNA from Ananas comosus (pineapple), 1536 nucleotides. RefSeq names its product actin-related protein 7. Gene Ontology annotation, cellular component: nucleus. Lineage: Eukaryota; Viridiplantae; Streptophyta; Magnoliopsida; Poales; Bromeliaceae. Gene Ontology annotation, biological process: anatomical structure morphogenesis. The coding region runs from base 227 to 1318 and encodes 363 amino acids. The transcript is spliced from 7 exons. The record is from RefSeq and is a predicted model, not a curated record.